Fonsecaea multimorphosa CBS 102226 is the source of this 822-nucleotide messenger RNA. Its product is annotated as proteasome subunit alpha type-4. Gene Ontology annotation, biological process: ubiquitin-dependent protein catabolic process. Lineage: Eukaryota; Fungi; Ascomycota; Eurotiomycetes; Chaetothyriales; Herpotrichiellaceae. The record is from RefSeq and is a predicted model, not a curated record. Gene Ontology annotation, cellular component: nucleus; proteasome core complex, alpha-subunit complex; proteasome core complex. The coding region runs from base 1 to 822 and encodes 273 amino acids. The transcript has 4 exons.
AUGGCUUCAGGCUACGAUCGUGCUCUUUCUGUCUUCAGCCCCGACGGACAUGUGUUUCAGGUCGAGUAUGCACUGGAAGCAGUCAAGCGAGGAACCUGUGCAGUCGGAGUCAAGGGGAAAGACAUUGUGGUCCUAGGCUGCGAAAAGAGAUCGGCCAUGAAGCUGCAAGACACACGAAUCACCCCCUCCAAGAUUGGUCUUAUCGACACCCACGUCUGCCUUGCUUUUGCCGGGCUUAAUGCCGACGCCCGGAUAUUAAUCGACAAAGCCAGAGUCGAGGCGCAGUCUCAUAGGCUCACAGUGGAAGACCCCGUUACGAUCGAAUACAUUACGAAAUAUGUGGCUGGCGUCCAGCAAAGAUUCACUCAGAGUGGUGGUGUCAGACCGUUCGGCAUCAGUACACUGAUCAUCGGGUUCGACAAGGGUGACAAGGAACCCAAGUUGUACCAAACAGAGCCCUCGGGCAUCUAUUCUGCUUGGAAAGCGAACGCGAUUGGCCGAUCCAGCAAAACCGUACGGGAAUUCCUCGAACGCAACCACAAGGAUGACAUGGACCGAGAGGCGACCAUUUCAUUGACCGUCAAAUCCCUCCUUGAAGUUGUCCAAACAGGUGCCAAGAACAUUGAAAUUGCCAUCAUGGCUCCAGGAAAGACAAUUGAGAUGCUCCCAUCUGAACAGAUUGAACAGUAUGUCAAGACUAUCGAGGCAGAGAAGCAGGAAGAGCAGGCGAAAAAGAAGCCCGGGACGAGAGCGGCCGGCUCGGCAACCUCAUCUCUCCCAACCCGGCCGCUAGCUGAGGGUGAGGGUGGAGGAGACGAAUAA